Molecule: messenger RNA, 1563 nt
Organism: Calidris pugnax (ruff)
Lineage: Eukaryota; Metazoa; Chordata; Aves; Charadriiformes; Scolopacidae
Gene: NIPSNAP3A
Product: nipsnap homolog 3A (C. elegans)
Exons: 5
Coding region: 102-701 (199 amino acids)
Cellular component (GO): mitochondrion
Source: RefSeq, a predicted model, not a curated record
UUAACGUUUUCUCUCAGGUACAUGCAUCCCUUGCUACAGGGCCCAGGCAAAAAAAUAGCGUUUUCUACGAAAUUCGCACCUAUGAUAUUAAGCCGUCAAAGAUGAAGGAUUUUGUGGAGCUGGUCAACAAGUACUUCCAUCUUCGCACGGCUCACUCGGAGCUGGUGGGAUUCUGGUCUGCGGAGCUGGGAGCAAUGAAUAAGGUUGUCCACGUGUGGAAGUACGAGGAUUUUGCCCACAGAACAGCAGUCCGACACGCACUAGCCAAUGACAAGGACUGGCAGGGAAAAUUCAUCUCCGCAGCUCUCCCCUUGAUGGAAAAGCAGCACAAUGAGGUUGCGUAUCUGGUUCCCUGGUGUCAGAUUGGGAAGCCUCCAAAAGAAGGAGGAGUAUACGAAUGGGUUACUUUCCAGAUGAAGCCUGGUGGGCCAGCACUGUGGGGUGAAGCAUUUCAAGCUGCAAUCAAUGCUCACAUCAACACAGGCUACACCAAGCUGAUUGGUGUUUUCCACACAGAGUAUGGGUUACUUAACACAGUUCACGUGAUCUGGUGGAACGAGAGCCCAGAUCACCGGGCAGCGGGAAGGCACAGUGCCCAUGAAGAUGCCAGAGUGGUAGCAGCUGUGAGGGACAGUGUCAGGUUCUUGGAGUCCCAGCAAAAUAUGCUCCUGAUCCCUCUGCCAUGCUCGCCCCUGAAGUAACCUUCUUCUGAAGGAUGUAACUGACGGCAGAAAGGACCAGAUGGAAGUGCUGUCAGCAAGUGCCGUCACAUGGAUCGUCAUACCCUCAUGAUCUGAGCCAAUUGUUCUUCAGUUUACAGUAAAUGGAUGCAAAAUGCUGAUGACUAGCAUUUGUAAAUCAGUAAAAUUUUGCACCCUGAUAGCAACUGCUAAAGAGAAGUUUAUAGUGAUAUACCUGUAUCUGCAGGAAAAAGAACUCGAGCCAUAUUGCUUAUGGCAUGAACCACACUGCACCUAUCUUUUAUUUUAACCUUUGAAAUGCUAAUCCUUUUCUGCAUAGCUAGAUCACUAUCAAACCUCUUAAGUGCCCUUUUCCAAAGUUACAGCUCAGGACUGGUAUAAUUUUCAUAACAUACUUUUGUAAUCCGUGUAAUUAUCACGCCUUGGCUACUACAUACAGGUUUAAGAAGGAAUGCCCCCCCCAUUGUCUUUUACCCAGAUACAUUUUAAUCAGACUUCUCAGUGGGGUGCUUUGUAUUAAUUCUGGGUAACAUUAAACAUCAGUGUGCCUGGAAUUGCCCCUAGGAGUUGCUGCAGUGAAGAUGGUCAGGUCCCAAUGAACCCUGCCACAAGAAGAGCAUCCAUUCACUUUGUUGUUAUAGUUCACUUUGGCCUUUUCUUUGUUCAGUAAACUGUUGCUCAGAACUGUGGAUUACACGCAUAAUGCUUUGCCUUGUGUAUUUUAAUAUUUGUUUAUGGUGCUGAAAUUGGAUUAGCCCUUCUUAUUCAACUGUGCAGCCAAACUCAGCUGAUCUACAUGUCUUUACAUUCUUUGAAAUACUGUUAAAAGCCAAAUAAACUUAGAGAAAGCAUGAAUUUUUAA